AAUUAAUGAUCUUGAACUCAUGAAGGCGCUGAGGUCACAGGGCUAAGAACGGACCUCACAUUCAGAAUAGGACAGAUCCCUUCGGUCAGCAAUAGAAUGUUUAUUUGCCUAGGGCGGACACUGAUCAAUACCAUAUACACUGACGAAAAUAUUAAUCUAAAAUUUUGUUUUAACGAAACCCACUGCAAAUAAAAAUAGAUUAAAAAUGAGUAUGUUCAAAAAAAAAAAGAGAUACGCUAUGUAAACGCCAAUCAAAAAGAGCAGGACCGGUUGAAUUAAUUUUUAAAAAAAAGUAAGCUUCAGGGAAAAAGAGGGAAUAUUAUCAGGGAGAAAGAGAGACAUUACAUUCUGAUAAAAGGGUCAGCUCUUCAAAAAGGCAUCACAGUCCUAGGGGUGUAUCUGCCUAAAUAACAGUGCUUCAAAGCAGUUGAGAGAAACCGAUGCACCUAAAAGGGAAAAUGGAUAGAUCCACAGGUACAGUUGGAAAUUGCAACAUUGCUUUCUAGAACAAAGAAAAGAGAAAGUGCCAGGGACCGGGCUGCAUAUUUUAAUAGGGUAGUCAGUGAGGACUCCAUCUGAGAAGGUGACGUUUGAGUGGGGAUCGAAAGAAGAGAGUGGGCUUUGCAGAUAUCUGGAAGAAGAGCCUUCCAGGCAGAAGGGACAGCAAGCGCAAAGGCCCUGAGGCAGGAGCAUGCAUGCCUGGCAAUGAGGGAGCCGGGAUGGCUGGAGUGGUAUGAGCAAGGAUAGAAUAAGCAAGAGAAAUAAAAAUGAAACGUCUGUUGGAGACAGGAUUUAUGGCAGGAAGGAAUGAGCUAUUCAGGGGAGGAAGCCCGUGACAAGGGGUAGGUUCAGCAAAGGUUGAGGAGAGGGAACUCCAGAGAAGGCAGUGGGACAUUCUAGGCAAAGAGAGGAGCGUGUGCAAAGGCAAGCAAGUCUGAGGUGGUUCAUCAUGUCCAAGCAUGAAGCUCCAGUUGCCAGAGCAGAAAUAGGGCAGGGGCCAGGAAUGAGGCUGUGGGAGUCAGCUGCAGCCAGAUCGAGAAGGGCAGAGACGCAACAAGAGACAGGAGGUCUUGAAGAACCAUCAGAGAAGGUCGGGAGGAUCAGGAGGUUGUGGUGAGAGAGCGGGUGAUGGGGUUCGAGGUUCGAGAGGUACGGCAGUUCUGGGUACUGGCAAAGGGUGGGGAGUGGUUGCAUCAGAGGGUGAGUGGGGUGGCAUGCCUCCAGGGUGGCCGCAGGACUUGGGGAUGGGAGGAAGACCGACCAGGGCCUGCGUCUGUCCUCACGAUCAGUCUCAGGAUGUUUGGGACCCCCCCACAGUGGGGAGCCUCAGCUGCGUGGGAUGUGGGAGAAUGAGCUGUCACCACUGGGGGACGCGGCAUGCGAAACCCGUCUGGGCUAGGCAGGUGCCAGCCGCUCUUCCUUUUCCUUCUCCUCCAAGCAGCCCUCUGGGAUUGCUCCCCGAAAUGUACUGGUACUUCCCUGGCAGUUGGUUCCAGGCGGCCCCGAUGGGCAGGGCCUGUGUAGAGCCGAGGAGGCAGACUACAGGAAGGGAAAGCCCCCAUGGUUUCUGUCUCACUGCAGGGACCCAACAGGGAAACCCCACGGAUCCCAAAAGGAAAGUGGGCCUCGGGGAAGACCAAGAAACCCCCAUCGUGUCCCUGAAGAUGGAAAAUCCAGGGUGGGGUGAAGGGUGGAACCAUGCUGGAAGGGAGACCUGUCGUUGAGGCAGCCCAGCCCUGACAGCCAUCCACAGAGCAGAAACACACAGAGCAGGAUUACUCUGGGACCUGGCUGAGCCCCAUCCUGGCCUCACACAACCCCAACCUGGUGAGCCCUGACCCUGGUCAUCGAGGGAGCUCUUAUCCCAGCCCAGGCCUGAGCCCUGACCUGAGUCACAGGCUCUGUCAGAAGCUCGGCCACAGCCUGAGCUCUGGGCCCAAUCUGGACUGAGGUCUAAGCUCAACCCCGAUGGGUCCCAAGCAGAGCCUCCGGGUCAUUGACGGCUCUGACCCCAAACACAGACAGAGCUAGGAUGUUGGCCCUAGACAAAGUUCUAGACCAAGUCCGGCCCUAGUAGACCAAGUCCUGAUCAUGGUUACAGACUGAGAUCUAAUCCCAGAUCUUACUCUGGCCAAAGACAGAGCCCUCGGCCCAUUCUCACCUGCCCUGCCCCUGCCUGUAGACUGAACCCUGCCCCUGCCCGGACUGGGGCCCCACUGCUCCACACAAAGCCCCCCUCCCAGCCCCCCCGGCGACUUCCCCGCUUCCUUCGCACUCCCUCACUCAGCCAUCUGGUAAACCAGAAAAGAGUAGGAUGACUCAAAACCCCAAGUCCUCUCCGAUGGGCAAUCCCCUUACCUGGCCGUCCAUCUUUUGCCAGACAGUGAGCUGGUGAUGGCAUAGGAUGAUGAUGACAGAGCAGAGGAACAGGAGGGGUUGAGGGUCCAGGACCCAUCACCAGCCCCUAGAGCAGUGACUUACCCGGGAGAGGGGAUGCGAGGGGAGGAAAUGUCCUAGGAGCUCAGCGGGGGGUCCGGAGCUUGGAUUGACCGAAACCCUAGCUUCCCGCCACCCCCUCCACCCCCCCUGCUGCACCUCCCGCCCCCUCUGGGAAGGGAAAUGACAUUUCCCCAUUUCAGCAAGGGGUGGUGAGGAGGGAAGACUGAGCGCAAAGCCGAAAGUACAAGCAGGACGGAAAGUGAAACCGGCGCAGCCCCCACUAUAAGACCCCUGCCCGGGAGAUGGCUGGCCACACAGGCUGGGCCCCGCCAUGGGCCAGAUGGCAGGCGACCUUGGCUGGCGGCUCAGCCUCUUGUUGCUCUCCUUGCUCCUGGCUCGUGCUGGUGUUUGGGGAUUCCCGAGGCCGCCAGGGAGGCCCCCCCUGAGCCUGCAGGAGCUGCGGAGGGAGUUCAAGGUCAGCCUGCACCUCGCCAGGAAGCUGUUCUCCGAGGUUCGGACCCAGGCCCACCGCUUUGCUGAAUCUCACCUGCCAGGAGUGAGCCUGGACCUCCUGCCCCUGGGAGAUCAGCUCCCCAAUGUCUCCCUGACCUUCCAGGCCUGGCACAGCCUCUCUGACCCAGAACGACUCUGCUUCCUCUUCAUGACACUUCGCCCCUUCCAUGCCCUGUUGGGAAGCCUGGGAAGCCAGGGGGGCUGGACGAGCUCAGAGAAGAUAGAGCUAUGGACCAUGAGGUUGGACCUCCGGGAUUUGCAGCGGCAUCUCCACUUCCAGGUGCUGGCUGCGGGACUCAACCUCCCCGAGGAGGAAGAUGACGAGGAGAGGAAGGAGCUGCUCCCAGGGGCUCCGAGUGGCCUCUCACGGGUGUCAGGGCAGCCGUCUUGGCCCCAGCUCCUCUAUACCUACCAGCUGCUGCACUCCUUGGAGCUCGUCUUAGCUCGGGCCGUAAGGGACUUGCUCUUACUCUCCCAAGCCGGAAACCCAGCCCCAGCCUCGGGGUCCUCAUUCGGCUCCCGGCCCUGAUGGGGUGACCGCUCAGCCCCUUCCCUUCGCCCUUCAUUCAGUUCGGGCCAACGGGACAGCCUCCAGCUCGUCUGCCUUAAACAGGGCAGGACUCCACCGGCCUCCCACCCCAACCCCCACCCAAUAACUUAAGGCCCCUCCAGGCCCUGCCAGAUAUUUAUUUCUUGGAUAUUUAUUUAUUGUUUAGGAAAAUGAUGGUUUAUUUAUUGUUUCAGAGCCGGCUAGUUGUCCCCGGGCUGGGCCACCGUGCGGGGUGCCGAAUAAAGCACUGUCAUCCUC
Messenger RNA from Acinonyx jubatus (cheetah), 3760 nucleotides. It is a transcript of the gene IL27, whose product is annotated as interleukin 27. Lineage: Eukaryota; Metazoa; Chordata; Mammalia; Carnivora; Felidae. The record is from RefSeq and is a predicted model, not a curated record. Gene Ontology annotation, molecular function: interleukin-27 receptor binding. Gene Ontology annotation, biological process: regulation of T cell proliferation; regulation of T-helper 1 cell differentiation. The coding region runs from base 2771 to 3481 and encodes 236 amino acids. The transcript is spliced from 5 exons.